AUGGACCGGCAGCUUGUCUGGGACCGCAAACUGGCUCUUCAUGCUUCUGAUAUGUCUCCCAUGCCUUUGACGGAAAUCUCCGCCAAUGUCGGCCGAAAUGGCAGCCAGUCCCAGAAGGGCAGACAAGCAAAAGGCCAGGGUCAAAUUCCAAGCAAAAUCAAGCCGGAUGUGGUCUCGAGCAUGUUAAGAACGUCAACGGAGACUGGUGACGUAGGACAGUUCUCCGCCCGUCCCUCUAGACUACCACGACCAGCCUCUCGCCUCGCAACACGAAGCAGCUCUGGUUCGCUCAACCCUCCAGCCACUUCUUUCAGACCGAAUGCACGAGGGCCCAUUCCACCGUUUGAUUCACGUCGUCUUCCUCGGCCUGUGCCUUCGUUCUCAGCCUUGUCCCGACAUGAUACCGUUCGAUCGAAUCUCACUUCAUAUCAUACCAAUCCUAGAACAAGAUGUCGUGGCGUGCCUCGGAUGCUACAUAGGUAUGAUAGAAGGCCGAGCCCGGCAGCUACUUCAGGGCUCUACACCCAUUCAUCCUUUGUGACAGUUCGAGGUCGUCCUGGGUACCGGCCAGUCUCGCCUGCCGUCAGCGACGCUCAAUCGAUGCCUGCGUACACUGGGGUUCCUGGCUACCAUCGGGCUGCAAGCGCUGCUACUGUCGGCUCCUCUCCGGCCUCAAUGUUUAGUCGCGAGCAUCCCUAUGCUUAUCGGGAUGUAAACAAUUCCGCCUCAUCUUUGGGCAGAUUUCCGUCACCAGCAAUGCCAGGAGCAUAUCCGGGGGUCGGAAGGUCACCCUUUCCCUCGAGGAAUGCAACUCCUGUCUCAGCGUCUCUACACAACCCAACAAGAAUCCCUAAUGGCAGUGUGGAGUCUUUUCACACAAUUCAGCAUUCUGUCACUGGUUCAACAACUCCUGUAUACUAUGACUACACGGAGGCUUUUGCGGAGAAUUAUUGCCAGGCGCCGGGACAGGAUAUAUCAAUUUCUCCGUUGUUCAGCGCAGACCAUGCAAUACCCGAACAAGAACCAGCACGGCUGACUCGUCAUGCGCAGAUUCCAUUCGAUAUGCCAGAAGGGUCUAUGUUCAACCCAUGUGAGAUGCCCACCCAGUACAACCGUAAGGACAGCGGCCAACCGAAGCAGAGCCAGCAAGAAAGGCAGAGUGAACAAUUGAAGCAGAGUGAACAUUCGAUGCAGAGUGAACACUCGAAACAGGGUGAACACUCGAAGCAGAGCGAGCAACCGAAGGAGAGCGAGCAAUCGAGGCAGAGCGAGCAAUCGAGGCAGAGCGAGCAAUCGAGGCAGAGCGAGUGUGAUGACAAUACAAUUCAUAAAGUUGAAGAGGAGAAGACUGAGGCCAUCUUGAUAGACGAUAAAUACAAGGCUGAAGUCACAGUCGAGCGACUCUCCACUGCCCUGGACCAGCAUCCCGGGGAAGCGAAGCCACGUCGAGCGUCUGCGCUGUCACGCCGCACGUGGCCAGCUUCUCCCUCAACAUCAUUCUUCCCGAACGCAAGCCGCAACUCUCGCGACCUGACCAGUCUAGCCGCACGUGUACAUUCCCCUGUACUUAACAGCACAUCUUCUAACAAUAUUGGCUUAGUCGAUGCAAGUGGGAAGACAGACGAUUCAGAUUCUUCUCUCAGUACGGAUGAAUGCGUGGUCGAUGUCUGGCAGUUACCUUCGCUCGACUUCACUCCACUAUCGUUCCUUCACUAUUCACAGGGAGCAGCCGAGAGGUCCAGAUCAUCUGGUCCAGUCAUGAGGUCAAAUCCGCCAACCAUAAUCUCCCCCACCCCUGAAAGACCUAUGUCUUCUCAAAGCCGACGAAGAUUCAGUAAGAUUCUUGGACUGGAGGAAAAUGACUACUCGCUAGCUCGUAGCCAUCAGGAUGUCUCGGGGUCAUAUAAGAGCCCAAAUGCUGGCAGGCUGAAGAGGGUACUAGAGAGUUCUGAAAGGAGCUAUUCUGCGAGGUAUUCUAUACCUGCAUUUUCUCCUCGAAACUCAAUGAUUGCAGAGUCCACCAGAGACAAGGAGUCAAGCCUCGGAAGCACACGCCACGAACAAGGAUCUCCAUGCGAGAAGUCCACAGUUGAGUCUCUCUUGGAUCAACACAUAGAAUGUCUUGGUCUGCGACCAGGACCCAUAUCAGAGCCUCUUGAACAUAAAGAUGAUGGUACUCAGGUCUCGAUGGUUAGCACAAGUAGGGACGAAAGCACGAUCAAGAUCAUCAUCGACCGAUUGCCCAGACCUCUGCAGCGGGCACAAACUAUCAGCUCGCCAAAUGUCUCGAUUACUGGGGGCUCAGGACAACGAAAGCUUGUUUCGAGAAGUCUGUUCACGCAUGACUGCCUUGGAGAACCGAGACUUGCUGCUGCCCAGUCUAGUCCGCGUGUGCCAAAACUCACUCUCCAUGGUUCGUCUUGCAGAUCAUCCCUGGGCUGGAAAACCCUUGCCUCGAGCUCGAAUAUAUCUUCGGAUGAUCCCAUCAUUAAUCAGCGGAUGACUACCCAGCCUGAGCCUGAUGGAGAAAGGAAGUCGUCAACAGAGGGGACCCAGCAAUCUCCAAGGGCCUUGCUGGACGCUUCUGGAUCGAGUCUUUGGUCAGGUGAUAGUGAAGGUCCAUAUAGCUGGGAUGACCGGUUUCCCCCCCCGGAACGAACACGUCGGCGAGCUCCAGAAAGUCAAAUAUCCCAUCGACGUAAAACACGGACAAGGCUCAAGCUAAAAAGAAACUCUCAAAGUCAGGGCAGAAUUUAUGCAAGCGAGAGUUCCUCGGGCCACGGGAGUUUUCAUACUGCAGGAGUACCUUCUCAAGAUAGAAUCAGUAUCCAUGAGCCAUUAGAUGAGCAGAACAUAAACACAGUCGAGAGUCAUGACACCAUUGGCGCUGACCAUUAUUCGGAGUAUAUACCGCGGAACACUUUGGCGCAGCAGGCCAUGAAGUGUGAUCUGCCAGCAAUAUCUCCAGAUAUACCAAAUCGUCGGUCGAGCGUUGUUGCAGUUGCCGCUCAGAGGAUCAAGCGAAGCGUUGAUAUGGCACGAAAACUGUCGGUCAAGACCAUUCGAUCUCACCGCAGUAAUGCCAGUAUAGUUGAGCCACCCAACAGUACUCGCUUGAGCGCUGUGGCACCUCACCUCAAGGCUCCAGACUUGGGUCCUCCGCUGACACCAAUGAGCAUGAGUUUGAAUAUGAAUUUUGCAUUUCCACCAGCUGCCGUAACGGCGCCAGCAGGUCUUCGAGCGACACAAAGUUUCUUCUCUGACGAUAGCUCUGCGGUCCAGAAUCAUCGCGGCAGUCUUCGAAAACGCUUCAACCUGCCGAGCCUGCGGAGUGUUCUACCGUCGUCUCCUAGAGCUCACUCGAUGAUCAAUGUGCCAGGAAGACAAGACCAAGCCGCUCUCUCUCGGCCUCCCCAAUCAUGCCAUCUGCAAGGUCUGAAGAAGCAGGAUGAAGAGUAUGAAUUUGAUGGUACGGCUGGCAUGUCAGAUUUUGCAUACUGCAGGAGAAAAAUGCUCGACCGAGUCAAAGGUUGGUGGAGAAGGCGAUGCGUGCAGGGGAAGCUUGGUCUGAAGCGCAGGAAGGGUGAGCAAAGUCAUAUGCCGAGCCACUGA
Messenger RNA from Endocarpon pusillum Z07020, 3612 nucleotides. RefSeq lists its product as uncharacterized. The record is from RefSeq and is a predicted model, not a curated record. The transcript has 2 exons. Lineage: Eukaryota; Fungi; Ascomycota; Eurotiomycetes; Verrucariales; Verrucariaceae. The coding region runs from base 1 to 3612 and encodes 1203 amino acids.